ACACCUUAUUGAUGGCAUAAAAUUUAAUCUGAUAAAUUGGUCAGUUUAAGGUAUGUCAAAUGCCUUUCAUUUGGUGCUGGUCACUGUACUUGAUGUUAAUGACUCACAGUUUUUGUAUCCAAGUUGUGAGAAGUGUUACUCCAAACUGACUGAAGAUGGAAACUUAAGGUGGCUUUGUUUGAAAUGUGGCUCAGAAUGUAUGGAAGAAAAGCUGAUCUGGAGGUUUCGUCUCUCUCUCAGAGUUAGUGAUGUGUCAACUGUCUGCAAUGUAUGUGUUUUUGGAGCAUCUCUGAACCAGUUCUUUGGAGACAAUGCAUUCAAAUUUCACAGAAACUUUAAGAAAUUAUCAACUGAGCAGAGCAAUGCAGAAGAAAUUGUGCUUGGGGCAGUGCAGGAGGUUUUUGUUGGCAAUUCAUUUUAUCUUGGGAUGAGGUGUGGAUUACACAGAGGUGGAAGACCUAUUACUUUGUCAGACAUUGUGAAAUAUUCUAAUUAUGAAAGCCAAGCCUAUACACAAGACACUGACAAUUCAGGAUUAUCACUAGUGGCGAAUCAGAUUGUUCCUGUUGUGGGUAAAUCUAAAACAGAUGUCUCCUCCAUAGUUAGGGCUUUUAUAAAAGCACCAGACAGAAACAUAAUAAAUAGCACUGCCACAUCUAUAGAGAAAACAACCCCUUAUAGAUAUUUUUCAGUUGUACCAGAGAAAUUCAAGCAAGAAGAGAGUGUAGGGUCCUCAACACUCACCCAACCUACUCUCUGUUUCAGCUGUGAUUCAGGAGACCAAAAGAGCUGUGAAGAUUCCAAAUUCACAAGUCAAGGAUCAAAUCUGACAAAUGGGUCAGUACUAGUUCAACAUCAGUCAGUUAAUGAUGACAUUGUUCCAAAGUUUACAAGUAAUGGUAUUAGACAAUUGGAAGAAGAGAAUAACCCAUGCUUACAUCUGAAGGAAUCUAACAGCCAGCAAUUGAACAGUGAACAAGUUAAACCAUCAACAACUAAUUACUUAGAUUCCUUUAGUUAUAAAGAAAAUAUCUGUAUUUCAAAGAGAAAUGAUAAGAGUAGAUCAGAAUGUGUUUUAUCUUCAGAAUCAAUGGUAGAUGCUUCCUGUGAUUUAUUUGACUCCACGUCACCACUUGACAUAAGGUCAAAGAGCUCUCCCCUUAUAAGCCCAUUUUCUGUGUGCAAGAAAUCUGCAAAAAGCGGUACAAUAGAGCAUUCAAGGCUGGGUUUUCCUUUGAAAGAGAACAGUAUUCAAAAGAAAUGCCUUCAGUUUCAGAAGCAUGAAGUACAAAAUGAGAGUGUCCUUUCUCAAGAAAUGUUUACCCCUAGUCCAAUUUACAGAGUUGAGUCUGCCAGAAAACUUCUAAGCAGUGUAAAACAUUCGAGUCUGAAAAGAAUUUCUUCAUCAAAGUACUUAAGUUUGCUCAGGAAAAAACCAUUAAAUGUAUCAUCACUUUGCUUUGACCUGUCAAAAGAUACUGGCAAAGAAGUUCAUUUGUUUUCAGAGGCAUCUAAAGAAACUGAAUCACCUUUGCUAUUCUCUGAAAGUAGCAGUAACAUUUCACUUGCUUCACCAGACUUUGGUUAUAAAGACAAUUUCAGAAUUUGCCCUGGAUUUUUGUCACCUGAUAUAUUUCAAUCCACCCCUGAUGAUGGUAGUCACAGCUCCAUAAAAUCCACCAUUUUAUCUCCAUGUCUAGUGAAACAGCUGUUCAAAGAAUAAACUUUCAGGAAUUUUACCUAUUGAAAAGAAUCUUGGAUUAUUGGAUUAUUUUCAGAUUCAUUCUGUAUACAAUGUUAAACAACAGUAAAGGUCAGAAGCCAAGGCUUGUAUUUUAGACAAGGGGCUUGAAAACCAUCCCCUUUUGUAACAGUUUAAGAUUGCAAUUCAACAAUUAUAUUUUCUACAGAAUGUGCUUAAAUGUACAUUGUCAUUGCUUUUCAUGUUGAUGAAACUAUGGAAGCAAGUUUUAAUAUUUUAUACCUUUUUCUUGAAGAAUUUUUUUAUGUUUAUUUGUUUGUAGUCGAAUGUUUCAAAUGAUUUAUGAAUAUUCCUUGCUUUACAGUAAAAUAAUUUAUUAUUUAUA
Saccostrea echinata is the source of this 2087-nucleotide messenger RNA. RefSeq names its product DNA damage-induced apoptosis suppressor protein-like. The record is from RefSeq and is a predicted model, not a curated record. Gene Ontology annotation, biological process: negative regulation of intrinsic apoptotic signaling pathway in response to DNA damage. Gene Ontology annotation, cellular component: cytoplasm; nucleus. NCBI's taxonomy places the organism in Eukaryota, Metazoa, Mollusca, Bivalvia, Ostreida, Ostreidae. The coding region runs from base 53 to 1723 and encodes 556 amino acids. The transcript has 4 exons.